AUGUACAGUUGUUCAAAUAAUAGACCCAUAUUUGGUGGAGGAUUCGAUGUUGCAAUUUUCAGCUACGCCUCAUCCAACACAGAUUCUUACACAGACCUUGGAUACACCUACAGUCCACCAUCUGGCCACAGUUAUGGAAGCUCCUUCACCAAAUCAUUCCUGGUAGGAAGUUACCAUUUUUAACCUGAUGAAGUUGAAGUGUUUUAUGAAAGUAUUUGAAACAAACGAACUAAAGCAGCAAUGAAAUUCACUUUCUAUUUGCUUACAAUCGAAACAGAUGUCUCUGUCUAGGUUAUGAUCACAAAGAUAAAGCUUUAACCGAUGUUGAGUAACAGCACUAUACUGUCCAAUUAUAUGGAAAUGGUCAUUUUUAGUCGCUAAAUACAGAGCGUACACCAAUUGAUCAAAAUGACACUAUGUUGAACUCGUGGAUAAACUCUGCAAAUUAUAAUUAUAAUAAAUAGAGUUCUAUUAAAAGCUAAUGAUCCUUUCAAUCCAACAAACAGACUGAAGCAGUCACUCCACAAGUCCUCCCAAUCCACCUCUUAGGCUUUAGAAAUCAUGUGUAGUGUCACGUGACUUUUUAUGUGAACAAACCGCGAAAGUUCGGACAUUGAGUCAACCAACCACUACCCGCGUACGAACUUCGGCUUCGGCAUGUAAAUAAUUUCCACUGUCGUGGAGCGUUUCGAUGCUCAAAAUCCAUUUCUUUGUGUUCAAAUGUUUGAUUAUUUAUCAACCGAGUUGAUAUUUCGCUAACGCCAGGGUAGAUGCGAGGAAUGUAACAAGAAUCGUUCCGGGUGCCCCAGCGGAUUUGGACCCCACUAGAUUUGGACCCCCGGUCCAAAUCCGCUAUCGGAUAUGGACCCCCCUCCGCGGAUUUGGACCCCCCAAAAAAACUGAGUGAAAACGUCAUCCGUAACGUUCUGGUAAAUGGAUGAUACUUUACGUUCCAGUGUGUAUUAAAGUAUGUUUUUAAUUCAAAACAUACGUAUCGUUAAUACAUACGCACUGGCAUCCCGUCGGAUGUUUCUUUUGACCAAGAUAAAAUGGGCAAGAAUUUAGUUUAAUGUCUGGAGAGAGGUCUUUUUGAACCUUUUCCGCGAUAGUCGAACACCGCUAGAUUCAAUAAGAGACAAACUUGUGACUUAUUUAUUUUGUCAUUGUUCAAUGCCCGAGUGCUGGAACGACAUGGUACAGUGCGAGUGGUGCGAGGAAAGGUUACACAUGUUAAGGUGUUAUUUCGGAUCCCUCAACAGUUAAUAAUCGUUAAAAUUAGAAAAUAAGAUUGAGUUCGAUGUAAUAGUCUCCCCUUUUGUUACGACGUUAACAUCAAUGUUGAUUUGCAUCUGAAAAUUAGCUGAGAGUUCCAAUAGUUCAGAAUAGAAACAUUUUUACUCAUCAUAGGCUUUACGAACGACUUGUAGUAGGAGAAGUUUCUCCGUGCUUGUUCAAAAACUGUUUAAUGUCAUUAUUUUAGAAAAUCAGACUGAGUUAUUUUUGUGACUGGACGCAAUAGUCUCCACUAUUGUUAUGACGUUUCGUACCAAUGUUGAUUCGCAUCAGAAGAAGCAAAGAUUUAUUGUAACAAUUUCAAUAGUUCGAAUGCAGUAGUUUGUUCACAUCUAAUUCUUGCGUAUACUGUACGAAUCGCUAUAAUGAAUGCGGUAGAAUUGGAACGAAAUGGCUGUUUUUUUGUUUUUUUUUUUAACCUUUAUUGAGGAAAAUUUGUGUUUUGAUUGAAAAGAACAUCGACAAAAAAACUUGCAAAUGGAAUUGGUUACCAAAUACGAUACAAAGGAUGCUUAAAAGGAAAGUUUGGUAAGGGGGAAAGGGGAGUCCAAAUCUGCGAAGGGGGGUCCAUAUCCGCUAACGGAUUUGGACGGGGGGGUCCAAAUCCACUAUGACACCGGCAUGGAAUAAUCAAACUAGUACUUCGCGCGUAAAGUGAUGUAUCUGAUCAGGUAUUUUCAGGGCGUUAAUCACGUAGAUUGUCAAGUGAAACCAGAUUUGAUGGGAAAUUUAUACCCCGUUAAUUUGGGCAAUUUAUCAAAAAGCUUGUAUAGCUUUUUUAACACACGUAUAAAGAAGGUAGUUAAAUAGUUUCUUAGGAAAGCAAAUAAAUAUUUUCGCUUCUGGUGACUUUCAUGACGAUAUCGCGUUUUGUGCAACAACUUUUCACUAGAGACCGUCACACUCCCGGUUCUGAGAUCCAAGAUAGUAAUUUUUCUCGUCUAAAUUAAAGAAAUUGGUUAAAUACUCCUCAAAUUAUUCGAUUCUAAAAACUACGCAUUAGCGUGCAUGAUACAGCUAUGCCAUGUCACAUGGAUUUCAUUUCCCUGCAGGACAAAAUCAAACACAAACUAAUGAAAUACCUAAGCCAUUUUAUCCCCGUUCACUCCAACAACUCUUCCUAUGAUAUUUAAUAUGUUUUGUCUGGCAAAUUUUUCAUGUAAGUGAUAUUCUUGUCGAUAAGAGUCACACUAAAAGAACUGCCGAAAUGAAAGUUUCAUCUUAACUUCGUUCAAUUGUGAGCCAAAUCUAUCCAAGCGAACGAACUCUAUUCCUCCUAUUUAAAGAUUAAGAAAAAAAAUUUAAUCUGUUCCUGAAAACUGUGUAAGUGAUAUUUUAAGCUAUGGGGUUACACCGAAACAGCUCAGCGCUGAAAGGAAAGUUUAAUCUUAAUUUCCGUUGGAGCUACAUCAGUCCCCGCGAACGAACCACAUUCCUCCUGUUUUAAAGAUCGCCAAUACAGAAAUGGAUGCAAAGAGGAACAUCCGCACGGAUUCUAGUGAAACGAUCAUCAGAAUUUCCGUGGCAAUUUCAGUGACUUCUUUGACUCUUGUGACAUUGUUGUUUAUGAGGAUCGAGUUUGUGUACAACAAUUCGAAAGCGCUGGAAACAAGGCUUGAAAACCGAAUUCAGCGGAUUGACGAUGACCUGAAAAUAAACAUAGAGAGAAUAGUGAAGAAGAGGUUACAAAUUUUUGAAACUGCAUCCACAGCAAGGAGAAAGGAAAGGCCUGAUGUUAUCUUAGGUGAGUCAUUGGUUACACAUACGUCGGUUAUGUUAGCUUUUUUUUAAUAACCAACAUUAUACUGCAUCACAGUCUAAAAUGAUAUUUUCAUAGGCUUGCCUCUUAAUUCUACAAACAGAAUACUCGCUAUAAUUCUCCUGCCGUUGAUUGUGAAAUAAGGCAGAGCGAAAAUAUAUCUUAAGUUGUAUUUUAUUUGUUAUCCUUCUGCCAAGGGUAUUUUUUGAAAAGGUCAAACUCAGCUGACGCUUAAAAUCUUAAUUAUUUUCUUUCUUCACAAGCUUUUUGCGAAAGAGCACGCGUAAGGUAACCAACAAGUGAACGUUUCUGGUAUUGUUUCGCUUUACUCAAGAAACUGUAUGGUUAUCGAAAACAUCUGCAUUCACAUUACGGUAAUGUAGGGUGACAUGCAUUCGUGCGUCAGACCACCAAAGAAUGCAGAAUGGAUCAGGUAACAUUUUGUUGAACCAAAUCGAAAUUAUGACUCCUACUGUUUUAACAUUCUGAAACACAGCUGUAUACAUUCUCAUUCUCCUUCAUAUUUUCUCAUUUCUUUCUCUUCACCCUAAACAUCAAUUGAUAAACGACGACAUCAAUUCAGCUGAAAUUUUCUUUCGCAUUUCAAAAUGCAUUACUUCAUUGAUCCCAUAAGAAACAUUUGUUAUCGUAACUUCUACAGGUUUUGAAAGCAAAGGAGGAAGCGUGUCAUCAAUUAUCCUUGAUCAUAAAAGAGAGAGAAGAAAUGUUCCCGCAGGAACAAUAACUCUUCGGCAAGUCCGCCAGGAAAUCAACAACAAGUUCAAUCAGUCCUGCAAUGUAAACAACAAGAUUUGUCAGACAGGACCUCCAGGUCCUCCAGGUGCCCACGGGUAUCCAGGGUACAAAGGAGAAAAAGGAGCCACAGGGAAAACCGGGACAAGAGGCCGUCAGGGACCAAUCGGGGCCCCAGGCGCGAGUGGCAAAAGAGGACCUUUGGGACCUCAGGGAGUAAAGGGUGACAAGGGCGACAAAGGGUCCGUUGGGGCACCCGGGAUAAGAGGAGAGACUGGAACAAAGGGUCGUCAAGGACGACAAGGAUCUAUUGGCUUUAAAGGAAGCAAAGGCAGCAAAGGAUUGGUUGGUAUUCAGGGACCAAAGGGAGAAUGUGUUGUUCCACUGAAGAUCAGAGUAUAUCCAGUAUCUCAGGAAGUCUUUGUGCACGAGCCUGUAAUAUUUUACUGUUGGGUUCAAGGCCAUCUUUCGUCCAAGAUAACGUGGCGUAAACUUGGAGGUACUCUAUCUGAUGCUACUGUGGAAGAUGGUGCGCUUCGAAUAAGUAGCGUACAAAGGUCACAUGCUGGGUCAUACAUGUGUACAGGUCAUACUGGUUUGGGAAUGUUCCGAAUGAUAAGCAGAUUGCACGUAAAAGGUAGGGUCUUUUACUUUUGAGCGACUUUCUGCUUAGCUUUCAGUUGUUCGAAAUGUUAGGAGACGAACGUCGUUUUUUUCCAAAAUAAGUAAUGCCACUAAUCUAAUCAUCAUGGUUAUCAGCUCGGUGGAUCAAGACUUUUCUAAUACCAAGAAAAUAUAACCUGAACGAUUCUGGUGUGCCUUGUUUUCGGUAAAGCUGCUUGUCCAUGAGCUCGAAAAAUAUGAUAGGCUUUGUCACGCCAUCUUUAGCUCAGACUCACGAUCUUCUCCAAGUUUUUUUUGUGUCUGUUAAUUAUUUUUUCUUUCUUCAGGACCGCCUAAAUUUACCAACAGGCCCCCUACAGUGGUCCAUACAUUGCUAGGAACCAAUGUAACCCUCUGCUGCGAGGCCUCAGGUUCUCCUCGUCCAAACAUUGAAUGGUUCCAGACCCAAAAGUCUUCUGUCUCAUUUCCUGUUUUCCAGGAAGAUGGAUGUCUUCUAUUUAAAAUGGUGAAAGAAAACAUAAAAGUAGAUUUCAUCUGCCGGGCGAAAAACAGCUUCGGACUGGCAGAGACAACAACCACGAUGAUUGCAGCAUUAUUGGCAGGUAUUAUUUACCAGUUAAUUUUGCAGCAGAGCUUUAAAAAUAUGUAAAUGGAAGGUAGUAUCACUUGUCUUAAUAGCACGGCAUGUUUGUUAAAUGGAUCCAGCAGUUAAAAAAUAUCCCAAAACUGCCCUUAGGUAGCUCAUGGUGUAGAGCGCCGGACUUAUUGCAGUAAGUAGAGGGUUCCACACUAAGAGUCUUAAAAUAGCUUAGGAGAGUUGCCACUACCAUGACAUCUUCAAGUAGUGAAACAUUUUAGUCUUCUCGGAUAAAGACGAUAUACUUCUACGUCUCUCUGUACUGGUUAGCAGGGGACGUCAAAGAACUCACACACUUCUCGCAAAGAGUAGCGAACAUAUCCUCUGGUGUUGUGUUCUGGCCUUGCUAUUAUUUAUACAGGCCCUAUUUAACAAGUUUUAAAGCUGAACUGGGCCAACAAGUCUGACUAUAACAAAUAAAUAAAUGAAUACAGUAAAUACAUUUAUAAAGUUUGCUGCUAUUUGUGCUAAUUCAUUCUUAUUUGGGAUCAAAUUGUGUUCCGGGACCAACACCAAAAUUGGUCCCUUCUAGAUUAAGCAGUUAAAAACAGGCUGCAAAAUCUUUCAUUUUCAGGUCUGGAGCAAUCAGAAAUACUGGCAAACAAUGAUCAUCACUUACGCACUUUGAGUUUUUGGUUAGGAUCUGUUGUGCAGAGCCAGUCCUCUUACUGGAAGCGCUGCUGGCGAGCAUCAGUGGAUGGUUGGGCCGGCACUACCUUCCACUCAAAGUGUAACAACAAAGGGCCCACAGUGACCAUUAUCCGUGUGGGAAAAUACAUCUUUGGUGGAUACACCAGCACAUCAUGGAGUAAGUGAAUGAUUGAAUGCUUUCACUUCAUUUUUUUAUUUCAUUGAAACGUGCCUCCACUUUUUAUCAUUUGAAACUACAUGCGGUAACUUAUUUUCCAGAACUCGUGUAAGUGACAUAAAGUCUCUCCUCUAAAAUUACUUCAACCUGAAAAGAAACUCUGACAUAAAGUUUCUGUUGUCUGAUUAUCUGAUUGGAAUUAAAUUUUGACACAAGAUCAUGCUCGAUUAGGAAAAGCUGUUCUCUGUAUUAACGCUAUAACUUCUUCUACCAUAGAGAAAGGUUGAAGUCAAAAGGGAGAGGAAAGUUUAUUCAAUACCUUUUCGUUUCAUUGUUGUUGUUAACUAAAAUACGCUCGUAAACGCCAUUUCUCUAUCGUUUUAAAUGUUCUUCUGGCCAAGUGUUACAAAUAUUCACCUUCAUCUCAGUUUACUGAAAUAGUUUGUGACUCUUUUUUACCAUUUUGCUUAUUAGAUUCCAUUUGUGGGUAUCUGUACAGCUCAAAGGCCUUUUUGUUUUCAUUGGUUAACAAGCCAGCCUGGGCACCAGUGAAACUGUCUCAAACAGGAAAGUAUAGUUCUUAUCGAGAUUCCAUAUACAGUUGUCCAUCAGAAGGACCCAUCUUUGGUAGAGGAUAUGAUAUUUGGAUUGCCAACUACGCCUCAUCCAACACAAUUUCUGGCUCAAACCUUGGAUACACCUACAGUCCACCAUCUGGCCACAGUCCUGGCAGCUCCUUCACCCAAUCAUUCCUAGCAGGAAGUUACUAUUUUCAACCCGAUGAAGUUGAAGUGUUUUAUGAAAGUACAAAGUGAAGUAGGGAUGACAUUCAAAACUUCUGUUUACACCUAUUUACCAACAAUCGAAGCAGACUUUUCUGUCUGGGUUGCCUGUGGGCUAAGGUGAAGUGUUUUAUGAAAGUACGAAGUGAAGUAGCGAUGACAUUCAAAACUUCUGUUUACACCUAUUUACCAACAAUCGAAGCAGACUUUUCUGUCUGGGUUGCCUGUGGGCUAAGGUGAAGUGUUUUAUGAAAGUACGAAGUGAAGUAGCGAUGACAUUAAAAACACCUGUUUACACCUAUUUACCAACAAUCGAGGCAGAUUUUUCUAUCUGGGUUGCCUGUGGGCUAAGGCCACAAACUGAGAUAAAGCUUGGACAGAUCAGUUUAGGUAGUAGCACUAAACUGUGCUAUUAUAUAUACAGGUAUCAUCAUUUUUAGUCUUUGGAGAGAGUUCGCAAAUUGAUCAAAGUAAACUCGUGAUCAAAGUGAACUCGUGGAUAAACUGUGAAGAAUAUUAUAAGAAUAGGCAGUGAUUGUACUAAGCUGUCAAUUAUUCUGUGAUUCCAAGAUACAGAAUCAAGCCUUUAUCUCCAAAUUGAUCCGCUUUAUUUAACAUUUAUUUCGACCUGAUGAAGUUGACGUGUUUUAUGAAGCUACUUGAAGCAAACAAAUUCCUAUUUACUGACGAUAUAGCACAAAACUUAGCAAUUAUGUAUACGGAUACCAUCAUUUUUACUCGUGGGGGAGAGUACGAAAAUAAUAUGUAAGCUCUCCCCAGUCUCAUUUGGCCGUGCUAACGCAAUGAAAUUUGCUCAUCGAAUUCUGAUAUCCACUAUUAAAAAGGGCGAGAUUUGCGUCAUCUUGCACGAUGAUAUUACCGUGUUGCGCAGUAUUUUUCGAGCCUUGUAGGGCGAGGGAAAAUAUGAGCAAUGGGCAAAAUGUCAGAUCGUAUUAUUUGUCAAAUCAUCGAUGGAGAUAUUUACUAUUGCACGAUUAUUCCAUUUUCUAUUAUUUCGGUGUGACCUUUGUGUUUCUCAGCUUUCAGUCCGUGCUUUUGCCUUGUUCUACAAUAUAAUGUCGUGG
Messenger RNA from Pocillopora meandrina, 7741 nucleotides. The record is from the annotation of a GenBank genome assembly. Lineage: Eukaryota; Metazoa; Cnidaria; Anthozoa; Scleractinia; Pocilloporidae.